ACCUUUGAAACAAUUUUAUACAGAACAUUACAACAACUAAUGGAUUUAAAUUCCGUCAUAUGUAUUGGAUAUUCACAUUUCGGAAUUAAGACUAUACAGGUUCAGUUAAUUUCGGUCAAAUCAGUAUUACCAUGCCACCAAUUUCAACAAAGGUAAUCACAUCAGAACCAAUAAUAUGCCAGAAUUUCUGAAAAUAAUAGGGCAUGCAUAUUAUCGAGCCCGGGGACCUAAAAGGUGCAUCUGAAAAAGGGCUUUUUUUUUACAAAAAAUAUUGUCCGUUAGCUUUCAAAAAAAAAUGUUCAUUAUUAAUCCUUCAUUAGUUUAAUUAUCCCUCCUUAAAUAUUCACGAUUUGAAACAAAAGCGGGAAAAAAACAUAAAAAAAAAAGAAAGAGAAAUCCCCCCAAAAAACCUCUCAUGCUUUCUGCCAAACAGCCACGUGAUCACAUAAUCAUUAAUAAACAAAUUCACUAAACAACCAUAAUUAAAAAAAUUUACCCCACUCAUCAAAAUGACCAACAUACCCUCAUCAAAACCUCACUCCUAAUACACCAUAAUUCGUUCGUAGGGGUAAAUAUGUCAUUCUGACCAAAAACCCAUAAAUUGAGCGCCGUAGCCGCAACAACGUAAAUUCAAAUUCCCGCUUAUUUUGAAGUUUCAAAAUCACCACCCUAAAUAAAUUUAACCCAAAAUCACUGUUUUUCUAAUCACCUCCUUUAUUCUUCUUUCUUGUUUCUCCCCCAAAUUUCCUACUUUCCUCUUCGCCCCCGCCAAUCCCUAAUUUCAACGGUCCUUUGAAUCUUCCCUUUAUCUCCCAUCUUUUUCUGGGUUGCUCUAAUUUUUCUUCAAUUUUUCUGGGUUGUUGUUGGAUUUUUCUGGGUCUAUUUUAUUUGUUUCGGUGAAGUGAGGAGAGAGAAAGUUUUGAAGUGUCUUUAAUGGCGACCUCACCACCUUCAUCUGCUCCAGAAGGUUCUGGAUCUAGGCACCAUACUUACAGUAGGAAGCAGAAAUCUUUGGGUCUAUUAUGUUCCAAUUUUUUGAGCUUGUAUAAUCGAGACGGGGUUGAAUCUAUUGGACUGGAUGAUGCUGCCAAUAAAUUAGGAGUUGAGAGACGGCGGAUCUAUGAUAUUGUCAAUGUUUUGGAAAGUGUUGGGGUGUUAGCAAGGAAGGCAAAAAAUCAGUAUACAUGGAAGGGCUUUAAAGGAAUUCCCAAAGCUCUUGCUGCGCUUAAGGAAGAAGGUUUGAGGGACAAUUUUGGCUCUAGUGGAAGUGGCAAAAUGAAGUUUCAUGUUUUUGACGAUGAUGAGGAUACUAAUUCUAAUCCUGAUACUAUAAGUCAGCCAGAAGCACCAAGCAACAAUGCUAAUUCAAAGCCUGACAAUAGAAGGGAGAAGUCAUUGGGGCUUUUGACACAGAACUUUGUCAAGCUGUUCAUAUGCUCUAAUGUUGAUCUUAUCUCGUUGGAUGAAGCUGCAAAGAUCUUGCUUGGUGAUGGUCACAACAGUACAGUAAUGCGAAAUAAUGCAGCCAAAGUCAGACGGUUGUAUGAUAUUGCCAACGUGUUGUCCUCCAUGCAACUAAUUGAAAAGACUCAUCAAACAGAGACCCGAAAGCCAGCCUUCAGGUGGUUGGGCUUAAAUGAAAGGAGGGAGAAUACUAUAUGUGGUGUGCCUAUGUCGACUGAGACUAAGAAAAGGGCAUUUGGAACUGAUGUUACAAACAUCAGUUUCAAAAGGAGCAAGGUUGAUUUUUCAGCUAAUGAGGAAGGAAAGCAGCUCAAGCUGCAGGUAAAAACAGAAAAGGUUGAAAAUGAGUUUCAUACAAACCCUGCUGAGCAGAAUGCAAGACCAAGAAGCUAUCAAUAUGGUCCAUUUGCUCCGGUCACCGUGGCUAAAGCUGGUGUUGCUGAUCAGAAAGACACUAAGCGUGUCCACGAUUUGGAAAGUCUUGCCUCUGUUUAUCGCCCUCAGUAUCACAAUCAAGCUUUGAGAGAUCUGUUUGACCAUUAUACGGAAGCAUGGAGAUCUUGGUACUCAGAAGUAGCUGGGAAGUCACUUGAGCAGGUUUCCUGAUACAUUUAACCAACACCAAACAAUGGCCAUUCUUAGAGCUUGAAUCACAACAGCGGGAGUUUGCUUGUUAUCUACACAUUCGGAAGUCCAACACAAAAUAUCAGAUGGCUCAGAUGCAUUUUCUCAAUGCACCAAAUCAACAUGCCUAAUUUAGGGAGAGCUUGCACAACCCUUCGUUUGUUUCUUCACGGGACAAACAAGGGCGAAGCUAAAAAUUUGAAGGAUUGGGAAGAAACUCAACAUUGUAAAUGGAUUUGUUGUCAAAUUCCCAUGAGGUUAUUUGAGUGGAUUAAUGAUAUGCACCUUCAUGAGCCAUCAAAUGCGUCUUUGCUUACUAGGAAUUGCUCUUUCAACACUAAAGAAUAGCACUGUUUGCAGAAUGUUGGAAAAUGUCCCCGAGUAUGGGGAAUUUUUCUUAGUACAAUUGUGUAGAGCUAUACAACUCAUUGCAAAGAAAUUUGACAAGAUAGUUGCAAUGGAUUUGUGCUGUCUUUAUGCCGAAACUUACCACUGUGAACAUUCAACAUUUACUUGGUUGAAAAUCCAAGUCCAAAUUAAAUAUGAAUCUUGAUCACUUGAUUUAAUCUAAUGUGUU
Messenger RNA from Chenopodium quinoa (quinoa), 2665 nucleotides. RefSeq names its product E2F transcription factor-like E2FE. The transcript is spliced from 11 exons. The record is from RefSeq and is a predicted model, not a curated record. Gene Ontology annotation, molecular function: RNA polymerase II cis-regulatory region sequence-specific DNA binding; DNA-binding transcription factor activity, RNA polymerase II-specific. Gene Ontology annotation, cellular component: RNA polymerase II transcription regulator complex. Gene Ontology annotation, biological process: regulation of transcription by RNA polymerase II. The coding region runs from base 934 to 2070 and encodes 378 amino acids. Lineage: Eukaryota; Viridiplantae; Streptophyta; Magnoliopsida; Caryophyllales; Amaranthaceae.